Molecule: messenger RNA, 2860 nt
Organism: Phalacrocorax carbo (great cormorant)
Lineage: Eukaryota; Metazoa; Chordata; Aves; Suliformes; Phalacrocoracidae
Source: RefSeq, a predicted model, not a curated record
GCAGCCGGAGGCGGGCGGAAGCGGGCCCGGGCGUGGAGCCGCCAUGCUGCGGUCGGUCGGGCUGCUCUGGCUGCUGCUGCCGGGGCUGGCGGCGCUGGAGCCGCUCAGCGUGGGCCUGGCCAUCGGUGUCGCCUCGGCCCUCACCGGCUACUUGUCCCACCCCAGGUUCUACUGCAACUACGUGGAGUGCUGCCCCAGCGCCGCGAAACGCCUCGACGCCGAGGCACUGAAGGUGCAGCUGAACGCCAAGCUCUUCGGGCAGCACCUGGCCAAGGAUGUGGUGCUGAAGGCAGUGACGGGCUUCAGCAACAACCCGAGUCCCAAGAAGCCGCUGACACUUUCGCUCCAUGGCUGGGCCGGCACCGGCAAGAACUUCCUCAGCCAGAUCCUGGCGGAGCACGUCCACCCCGCCGGCCUGCGCAGCAAGUUCGUCCAUCUCUUCCUGGCCACCCUGCACUUCCCCCACCAUGACCAGCUCAGGGUCUACAAGGAACAGCUACAGAACUGGAUUCGGGGCAAUGUCAGUGCCUGUCCCCGCUCUGUCUUCAUUUUUGAUGAGAUGGACAAAAUGCACCCAGGUCUCAUCGAUGCCAUCAAGCCGUUCUUAGACUAUUACGAGCAGGUUGAUGGGGUGUCCUACACACAAGCCAUCUUCAUCUUCCUCAGUAAUGCAGGUGGUGACUUAAUUAAUAAAGCAGCUCUUGACUUCUGGACAAGUGGAAAGCACAGGGAAGAGAUUCAGCUGAAAGACCUGGAGCCCAUGCUGUCCGUAGGAGUCUUCAACAACAAGAAUAGUGGUCUGUGGCACAGCAGCCUCAUCGAGAGGAACCUCAUUGACUACUUUAUUCCCUUCCUGCCCCUGGAGCACAGGCACGUGAAGAUGUGCAUCAGAGCUGAAAUGACAGCCCGUGGCUAUGCUGUCGAUGAGCAGGUUGUUCAAGCAGUGGCCAAUGAGAUGACAUUCUUCCCAAAAGAGCAGAAAAUCUACUCUGAUAAAGGCUGCAAGACUGUACAGGCCAAGCUGGAUAUUCACGAAGAUGUGAUGAGAUACACGAAGGCCAAGGGCUGAUUACCCUUCAGUUCCCUAAAGCCCUUUCAGAGCUUUUGGAAAUCUGUGUAUUUGCACUUCAGCUUUUUUUUACUGUUGUAGAGCAUAUGGUGAAAAUACUGUGUGGGCUUUUUAUUGUUUUUUUUUAACCUUAACGUCCCACUAUUCAUCCCUGAACUAGGUGGUAUCCAAAUGUUGCCCCCUUUAUUUUUCUUUUAACCUACAGAGAAUUUCUGAACGACACACAGCACUGGAAACAGCCUCUCCUGCUCUAUUCUUCCAAGUGCUAGGAUUAUUAAAUAUUUAAUUCUUCUUUCCACAAGAACUAGAGCAAAGGAGAAUGGAGGAAUUCUUCCAGGCAGUCAUAUUCCCUUCCCUGUACACGAUCUUGUUCAUGGACAAGUGAAAUAAAGGGACAUUUGGUGUGUUCAGGACUAUGAUCAUGUCUGCAAGAGUAAAUAACUUGAUGCACUGCAGUAAGAAGACGGUAUGAUGGAAAGCUUCCUAUCCUUCACAGCGCAUUGAUGCUGUUGUGGCUUCUACAGACAAGUAUCAGCUAUUCAGCAACAGAAGAACAUGAUCAGAGUUUGUCUGAGCUGUGGCAUCAUAUUGCAUCUCCUGCUACAGUAAUAUGGAGAGUCAUGAUAAGCUCAGGGAAACCAGUUACUAAAUAGUAGAGAAAGGGCGUAUGUGGGAAGUAACUGCUUGCCCCUCUGCUUCUUUGGCAAAAAAGAAAUUGUAAAAGAAAGCUUAUAUUCUUCUAACUAAGGGGGCUAAGAGGGUUUGUGUGGUAACUCCAGGUCUUCCUAAGAGAGGGACCCACCUGAGAGAUUUGACUGUUACAACAUACUAGGCCAGUUGUCUGUUCUUAAUUGGAAAAAUCUCUCAUGACAAUUUGACUGUUACAGCUUGUCAGGUUAAUCUGCACGCGGGGUCCUGGGCCUGAAGUCUGCCGGAUCUUUUGUAGUCCUUCCCAAUAGCCUAGGAGCAGGUAAUGUUGCUCUCACCUUGCUUAGAAGACACUUUUAUGGCAGAAGUUAUUUUUAAUAGUGCAUUUUUAUACUGAAGUGUAGGCAACAGCAAUACAAAGCUCUUCCUAGCGAAUCACAGAGAAGGGAGUCUGGUAAAUGGGAGCAAUUAACCACCCUGUACCUCACUAGAUAAGUAUGUUUUAGAGUAGCCUUUAACAUUAAAGAAUGAAUGCGUGGAAGGUUGAGGAAUGAGUUAGGAAGCUGAGAAAGAUGAUUUAACCUUCACCCACUUGGUAAGGCUGGGGUUUAAAACUGUUGCAAGCUUUAACUCUUUCAUCAUCCCUCACUUGUGGCUCAAAUACUGUAGUGCAAGACAAGUGCCUAUUGCUUUGUUGAUUGUAGUGUGUUUUUUAAACUGGUAUGAAGGAUUGGGCUAUUUUUGUGCCACAGCAUCUACUCCCUCACUUGUACUUAAACUUACUUUAAGAUGCGAUCCAAAACUUUUAACACUGUUAUGUUAAUUCAAAUUACAACACAGAUCUUAGCAUUUGAGUUAAGCUCUAAAUUAAAAGUGUCAAUUGCCUUUUACAACCCCGCGUGGAAUUUGUCAAAUGUUGGCAACUGUUCAUGUUGAUGUAAUCUCCAGAGCCAAACGCUAGCUAGUUAUUAACCUUGGGACAUUGGACUGUUGCUUUUCGUGUAUAAUGUUUUGCCUGUUAACUGACUUAGGUGUAAAUGCUGCGUCCAGUUUCAGUUAGUCCAAAUACAAAAUACUUUGCAAUUUCAAAACACUAAAUAUUACUACUGUACUGCAGUUAGAAUAAAUCUCAAGCCACUUUUC